Lichtheimia ornata is the source of this 1560-nucleotide messenger RNA. RefSeq lists its product as uncharacterized. The transcript has 7 exons. The record is from RefSeq and is a predicted model, not a curated record. Gene Ontology annotation, molecular function: monooxygenase activity; oxidoreductase activity, acting on paired donors, with incorporation or reduction of molecular oxygen; iron ion binding. Lineage: Eukaryota; Fungi; Mucoromycota; Mucoromycetes; Mucorales; Lichtheimiaceae. The coding region runs from base 1 to 1560 and encodes 519 amino acids.
AUGUCCGCCAUUCUCGAUACUUUUACCUCACAACAAAAUCCAACCUUGCGUAUUGCAGCAGCCACAAGUGGUGCAGCAGCAGCUAUUCUUGGUGCGUUGGCUCUCAAAUACAAUGAUCGAGCCGUCUUUAGGGAGCGUCCCAAAGGCGUCACUUUUGUUCCCGGUCAUCCACUCAUUGGUACUCUUUGGAUGCAACUCUCCAACAAGCACCGAAUCUAUGAUGCUCUUUUGGAAAACUUUGAGAAAUACGAUGCCGUAACCAUUGCCGAUUCCGUGAUUUUCAUGCCCCCUGCAGUCUUAUCUGUCAGCCCAGAGAACAUUGAAUAUGUUUUAAAGACCAACUUUUCAAACUAUGUCAAGGGGCAACAAAUGAGAGACGCCUUGGGUGACCUCUUUGGCCAUGGCAUUUUCGUAGCCAACGGCGAAGGAUGGAAGUACCAAAGAAAAACGGCUUCAGUUUUAUUCAACGUUGUCAACUUUAGAGAUCAUUUUACAGAUGUCUUUGUCAAGGAGCUUCAUGUAAUGGCCGAGCACAUCUUUGAUAAGAAAGCUGAUAAUGGCAAGACGGUCGAUUUCCAUGAUGUGAUGCACAAGUUUACGCUCGAUUCAUUUGUGCUUAUUGGAUUUGGCUCACAAUUGAAUGGAUUGUUGAGCAAGAGAAAAGUUCCUUUUGCUGAAAGCUUCGAUAUCUGCCAAGCCAAUUGCCUCGAUCGAUUCAUUGACCCCUUCAAUGGGCUGAAAGAAUUCCUGCAUCCCAUCUUGAGUCCUCACACGCCAUCGAUUCGGCAGCACCUGAAAAUCAUUGACGACUUUGCUUAUCGCAUGGUAGCUGAACGUCGUGCAGAGGGAGCCGUGCACAAGGACCUUUUGUCUCGGUUCAUGAAUACUCAUAAUGAUCGUGGGGAGCCAUUGAGCGACAAGGAAUUACGUGACACAGUGCUUAACUUUAUUAUUGCGGGACGCGACACAACAGCACAAGCACUUUCAUGGACGUUUUACAAUUUGAUGCUUCACCCACGUGUCGAACGCAAAUUAUUGAAUGAGAUUAAGGAAUGCAUCCAUGAAGAACACGAAUCUAAUUCGCCAGCAUUAUACGAGGCUAUUCGAAAAAUGACCUAUGCUCAUGCUGUGUUUUAUGAAGUAUUGCGUCUGUAUCCCUCAGUUCCAAGCAAUGUCAAGGUUGCACUAGAAGAUGAUAUCCUGCCCGAUGGUACUCCGAUGCGAAAAGGAGACACUUUUACUUGGUCACCUUAUUCACAAGGCCGUUCAACACGCGUUUGGGGUCCAGAUGCCAAAUCCUUCCGCCCUGAAAGAUGGAUCGAUGAGGAGGGUAACGUACGACGUGAAAACCCUGGUCAAUGGCCUGCUUUCCAUGCUGGCCCUCGUGUUUGCCUUGGUCAAAACCUUGCUACCCUUGAAGCUCUUGUGGCCAUUGUCUUUUUAUUGAAGCGCUACAAGUUCACCCUCGCCCCUGAUCAAGAAGUCACUUAUGAACCAUCAUUGACAUUGCGUAUGCUUAAUGGCAUGUUCGUUCAUAUUGAACAUCGUACAGACUUUUAG